Alligator mississippiensis (American alligator) is the source of this 2945-nucleotide messenger RNA. RefSeq names its product zinc finger protein OZF. Gene Ontology annotation, biological process: regulation of transcription by RNA polymerase II. The record is from RefSeq and is a predicted model, not a curated record. The transcript is spliced from 3 exons. The coding region runs from base 353 to 1507 and encodes 384 amino acids. Lineage: Eukaryota; Metazoa; Chordata; Crocodylia; Alligatoridae. Gene Ontology annotation, molecular function: RNA polymerase II cis-regulatory region sequence-specific DNA binding; DNA-binding transcription factor activity, RNA polymerase II-specific.
ACGCCUGGGUUCCCUGGAGAAGGUGGGGGUGAGAACAGGGGGCCCGAACACCUGGAUUCUCUGGCCCUACCCCCUCCCAAACCACCUUGCUGGGGGGGAUCCCCAUUCCCACCUCCUGUCCGGCUGGGCCCCACUUCCUGUCUCUCUUCCCAGGCUGAGAAGCAUCCCUGGGGACCCCCCUCCCCAAUGUCCCAGCUUCUGGGGCCUUGCAGAGGACGGAGCCAGGACCCCAACCCAGGCCAGAAACACAGCAGAGUAGGGUUGCACCUUGGAGACUAACCCCAGCAGAGCCCCCCCUCAAAGGCGGGAUGGAGGGGCAUUGCAUUGCCUUCCCCCAGCUCUGGAGUUUGCAAUGCAAGAACAAAGCAGACUCACAGCACGGAGGGCGGAGCUUCUUGAGGAAGAGGUGGGACUGCCCAGAAAGGAGGCGGAGCUACCUGGGAGGACCAGCCCAAUGGAGCCAGGUGAAGCCCCCAGCACCCCAGAUCCCCAAGUCGGGGGGGGAGAAGAGGACGUCUCCAGAGCCGCCCGAGCAGGUGCCCAUGCAGCCGAGGACGCCCCCGUGCCACCUGUGAGACGCCGGCGGCGCCGGGCCGAAGGUGGCCUCAUCAACCUCCUGGGCCUCCUGGAGCCCCAGCCCCGGGUGCGGGCCCGGCCCUACCGCUGCACCGACUGCGGCCGGGGCUUCAGCCAGAGCUCCAACCUGCUGGAGCACCAGCGGGUGCACUCAGGGGAGCGCCCCUUCACCUGCGGGGAGUGCGCCAAGAGCUUCGCCCGUGGGUCCACGCUGGCUGAGCAUGUCCGCACGCACACCGGGGAGAAACCCUACCCCUGCCCGGACUGCGGGCGCCGCUUCGCCCGUGGCUCCACGCUGGCCGAGCACCGCCGGACCCACACGGGUGAGACCCCGUUCGCCUGCCGCGACUGCGGGCGCUGCUUCAGCCGCACCUCCAACCUGGCCAAGCACCAGCGCACGCACACGGGGGAGAAGCCCUACCCCUGCCCCGAGUGCGGGAAGCGCUUUGGCCUGCGCUCCAACCUGCUCAAGCACCUCCGCACGCACUCUGGGGAAAAGCCCUUCGCCUGCGGGCUCUGCGCCCGGCGCUUCAAGAAGAAGACCCACCUGGUGUCCCACGGGCGCACGCACACGGGCGAGCGGCCUUACGCCUGCGGGGACUGCGGGAAGAGCUUCGCCCAGAGCUCCACCCUCCUGGAGCACCAGCGCACCCACACCGGGGAGAAGCCGUACCCCUGCCCAGACUGCGGGAAGCGCUUCGGGGUCAGUUCCAACCUGGUGAAACACCGGCGGGUGCACACGGGGGAGAAGCCCUACGGCUGCAGCGCCUGUGGGCAGCGCUUCCGCUACAAGACCCAGUUCGCCCGGCACCAGAAGCUGCACCAUGGGGGCAGCCAGGAGGAGGAGGAAGAGGAGGAGCCCAUGGCUGUGCUGGCCGUGGGGCCCUGGGCCACUGCCAACCCGCUCGUGCCCAUCCCGGAGACGGCUUGAAAAAAUAUUGCCCCCCAAAAACGCAGCAGGAGGGAUUUGGGAAUGCGCGUUGUAGCUGGGAAAUAUUGUAAGGGGCGUCACCUAGCCAGGGCAGCAUGGGUGUACAUUAUAGGUGACGAAUACAAUAAGAGUGUGUCGUUCCCCCCCCCAAAACAUAGCUGGUGGAAAUUAGGAAUGUGCUUUUUUGGUGAGAAAUUGAGAAAUACGGUAAGAACCUAGCCCAGAGGCAGCAAGGGUGCAUGUUAUAGGCAAAAAAAUACGGUAAGAGCAGUUUUCCUGCUCCGGAGCAAGGGUGCAUGUUAUACGCAGGAAAUACAGCAAAAGCAGUUUCCCAUUUUGGGAGCAAGGGUGCACAUCAUACACAAGAAAUACGGUAAGAGCAGUUUCUGCUGUUUAUUGGGAGAAACCAAUGGGUCAUUUUGUAUUUGAGAGACUAUGGUAUUCUCCUCCCCUUCCCUGCCAGAUCCAACCCGUGUGGUCCAGCAUCCCUGCUGCCCCAGGGCUAGGGAACUGCUCUUACCAUAUUUCUCACCUAUAACGCGCACGCCCAAUUUCCACACGUCCUUUCUCAGAGGGAAACACGUGAGACAAGGAGCCCCUCACAUCUCCCCCGUGUCUAGCUCUGGGUCUUUAUGGGUGGCCGUAGACUAGGAGCCACGGCCCCAAGCUUCAGCAGGGGAAACUGAGGCUGGAGAGGUGGAGGAAACUGCCGGCCGUGAGGUGGUCGAGUAUUGAAGGAGGCACGUAGAGAGGCUGGAGACGCUGGAGCGGGAUGCUUUCACCCGGGAGAACCUCGCCCUCGGGAAGAGCCUCGGUGACCUCACGGGAAGCCCGACUUUCCCAUGAUCCUUCAGGAGUUGCGGCGUCUCCAUCCCCGGAGAUUCGCAAGAGCCAGGUCGGUUGUGUCCUGGGCUGUCCCGCCUGGCACCUGUCACAUCCCUCCCAGCUCGAUCGUCCCAUGAUCCUCUGCUGCAGAACUGCAUGCUGGGAGCUGAGAAGGGCUUCCCUCCGCACUGGACUCUCUGUUGGCCUCUUCCUCUCUGGGAGGUUCCUAUUGGACCAGAGGAAGCUUGAGGUUGUUCCUAUUGGAUCAGGGGGACCUUCAAGACUGGGGGGGGGGGGUUUGAGUCCAGGCUGCGGGAGUUGCCGUUCCCGCCCCCCAUCGUGGGAGGCCGCGUGUGACCCGCCAGACUCGAUCCCCUUUCGUUUCAGCCAGGGCCGAGGGCACCGUAGCCCCGGCACUAACGGCACCCCGACGCCGGCCUGCUAGCCCUGGGUUACCCCAGAGGGGACCAACAGGGCGGCCGAGAGCAAGGAAGGGGGGCGGGGCAUCUUUUCAGUACCGUAUAGACUCGUGUACCACGCCCCCCGAAAAUUAGCGAUGGAAAGCAGCCUGAAACCGAAUCGGAUUGGAUUUGAUUAAACAGAUCUCUCUCGC